Molecule: messenger RNA, 3303 nt
Organism: Paraphaeosphaeria sporulosa
Lineage: Eukaryota; Fungi; Ascomycota; Dothideomycetes; Pleosporales; Didymosphaeriaceae
Product: WD40 repeat-like protein
Exons: 2
Coding region: 118-3024 (968 amino acids)
Biological process (GO): maturation of SSU-rRNA
Cellular component (GO): Pwp2p-containing subcomplex of 90S preribosome; small-subunit processome
Molecular function (GO): protein binding; snoRNA binding
Source: RefSeq, a predicted model, not a curated record
CUCACAGUGGCGCACUCGUUGGGCGUCUCAGGUGAUGCAAGAUUGAUUUGGCGCCGUCGCGUACCCCUCCCGCUGUUGUUUCCCUCUUGAUACCCCAGUUCCCUUUCGUCGCGCAAUAUGGUGAAGACGUACAACAAGUACGAGCACACGGAUGCCUUCGGUGUCGUCGCGACCGCCACCUCCAACAUUGUGUGGACCGCCGAGGGCGUUUCUCAACCUGGCUCCAGCCGAUCCGCAGGCGCCGGCCGCGCAUAUGCAGCCGCAAAUGAACAAGUGCUGUGCUGGGACAUCAAGAAAGGCGAAUUGCUGAGCAGGUGGCGCGAUGCGUCAUGCACCGAACAGGUCACAGUCAUCUGCCGGAGCGAUGUGGACACAGACCUCUUUGCUGUAGGAUACGCAGACGGAAGCAUAAGAGUGUGGGAUUCCAGGACAGCAACCGUUGUUAUCAGCUUCAAUGGACACAGGUCGGCCGUUACUAUACUCGCCUUCGACCAAUCCGGUGUACGCCUCGCGAGCGGGUCAAAAGACACGGACAUCGUCAUCUGGGACUUGGUUUCCGAAGUCGGGCUGUUCAAGCUUCGAGGACACAAGGGAGAGGUCACCGGGCUUCACUUUCUGCACCCGACAAAGGCAGCGCAAGAGGAUGGCGUUGAUCAAGGAGACGUAGAGAUGGACACAGACCAGGCCUUCUUGCUCUCCACGAGCAAAGACUCGCUGGUAAAGAUCUGGGACGUGAAUAGCCAGCACUGCAUCGAAACCCAUGUCGCGCAGACGAACGGCGAGUGCUGGGCGCUAGGAGUAUCUCCCGAUGGCAGCAGUUGUAUGACGGCAGGUAAUGACGGAGAGUUGAGGGUGUGGACCAUCGAUCUUGCGGGCCUGGGGCAGUCGGCCUCGUCUGUCGGUGAAGGCGUCGAGCAGCGAUACCUUCACGAGAGAGGGACACUAUAUCGCCAAGGCAAAGACCGGACGCUUGGAAUUGCCUAUCACAGAAAAUCUGAUUACAUUGCCGUGCACGGAUCAGAGAGAGCUGUUGAAUUAUGGAGGAUGCGAAGCGAAAAGGAAGUCCAAAAAGCAUUAUCGAGGAAACGAAAGAGAAGACGCGAAAAGGCAAAAGAGGAAGCGAAUGGUGAAGCACCCGAAGCUGAAGAGGAGAUAAGUCUGGCGGAGGCAGCGAUUGGCGACAUCAUUGUCCCAUAUGUCACCGUACGGAUAGCACCUGGAGGAGGCAAGGUCCGAUCAAUUUCUUGGAUGCAAGGCAGGUCGAAAAAGCUACAGUUGUUAGUCGGGACCGACAGCAACCUUCUUGAUGUAUACGAAAUACCUCAAAAAUCAAAAUCGAAGAGCGAAGACGAGCCCGAGUACAACCGGACGCUGUCCGUCGAACUUGCGGGUCACAGACAAGACAUCCGUGCGUUGGCACUCAGCUCAGACGAUCGCAUGUUGGCUUCUGCCUCAAGCGGCAAAUCUGCGAACGGAGGACUCAAGAUAUGGAAUGUUCGAACACAGAAUUGUCUUCGCACGCUGGAGUGUGGGAAAGCACUAUGCGCUGCAUUCUUACCGGGAGACAAGAUUGUGGUAGUCGGCACCAAGGACGGCGAUAUCGAGCUCUAUGACAUUGCAGCUUCGUCGCUUCUCGAUAAGAUUCCUGCACAUGAAGGCACCGUGUGGACGCUCCAAGUACACCCGGAUGGCAAAUCCCUCAUCACUGGAGGUGCUGACAAGACAGUCAAAUUCUGGGAUUUCGAGAUUGUCCAAGAAGAAAUCCCGGGCACAAAACGCACUAUGCCACGCCUAAAGCUCGUUCAGUCACGGAUAUUGAAAGUCAACGACGACGUCCUCAGUGUUCACUUCUCACCCGAUUCGCGCCUGCUCGCGGUCGCCACAAUGGAUAAUACGGUCAAGGUAUUCUUCGUGGACUCACUGAAGCUCUUCCUCAACCUUUACGGCCACAAGCUGCCAGUGUUGAACAUGUCGAUAUCCAGUGACUCCAAGCUCAUCGCCACCUCCUCCGCCGACAAGAACAUCCGCCUCUGGGGUCUCGAUUUUGGUGACUGCCACAAAGCGCUCUACGCUCACGAAGAUUCGAUCCUCAACGUCGCCUUCAUCCCCCACCCUGUCCAAGCCGACGAGAAACACAUUCUCUUCAGCGCCUCGAAAGACCGCGUCCUCAAAUCCUGGGACGCCGACAAGUUCGAGCUCAUCCAGAAGUUACGCGGCCACCAUGGCGAGAUCUGGGCCAUGACCAUGAGCCGCACAGGCGACUUCGUCGUCACCGCCAGCCACGACAAGAGCAUGCGCAUCUGGACGCGCACCGAUGAGCCCAUCUUCCUCGAAGAAGAACGCGAAAAGGAGCUCGAAGAGCUCUACGAAAACACGCUCGCGACGUCCCUCGAAGACGAAGACCCGCUCCUCAACGGCGCCGAAGCUCCCGAGGUUGGCGCCGCCUCCAAACAAACCACCUCGACCCUCACCGCCGGCGAGCGCAUCCAAGAAGCCCUCGACCUCGGUCUCGAGGACCUGCUCCUCGUCCGCGCGUGGACCAAGCAGAAGCUCGCGAACCCCAACCUCGCGCCCCCGCAGCGCAACCCGCUGUUCCUCGCGCUCAACAACGUCUCCGCCGAGCGCCACGUGCUCAACACGCUGUCCAAGAUCCCCGCCGCGCAGUUGCACGACGCGCUCCUCGUGCUGCCGUUCGCCUCUCUGCCCGCGCUCUUCACCUUCAUCGCCGUCUGGGUCCAGCGCAGGUGGAACGUCACGCUGACGUGCCGCGUGCUGUUCUUCAUGCUCAAGACGCACCAGCGGCAGAUUGUCGCAAGCAGGGAGCUCAAGAGCGUGCUGGAGGGCAUGCGGGAUGAUUUGAGGCGCACGCUGAGCGGGGACAAGGAUUUGAUUGGGUUCAAUGUUGCGGCGGUACGGUUUGUCGGGGAGAGGGUGGAUGAGAGUAAGAUUGUGCGGCUGGAGGAUGUGGACAAGGCGGAGGAGGGUGCGGGGAAGAAGAAGAGGGCUUUUGUGGAUGUUGCCUAGGCUGGGGUUUCGAGUUGGCAUGCGGGAUGGCGUUGGAAUACUGCAUGAAACCUCGAUGUUAUGCCUGUACUUUUUGUCGUGUCCAUGUUUUCGUGUGUAAUCUUCGCAUGUUGUGGAGUUCUCCACAGAGCAUGCCUGGAGAUUGGGUUUGGCACUGCGUUGCUCCUCGUGGAAUAUCAAAGUGUGCGCGGAAUUCUGGCCUGGCACUGCAUCGUGAGCAUGGAAAGCAUUCUUGCCACAUCCUGCCAGACACAGUGGCCCACAAUAAGAUAGAAGCGC